Frankliniella occidentalis (western flower thrips) is the source of this 801-nucleotide messenger RNA. RefSeq lists its product as uncharacterized. NCBI's taxonomy places the organism in Eukaryota, Metazoa, Arthropoda, Insecta, Thysanoptera, Thripidae. The record is from RefSeq and is a predicted model, not a curated record. The coding region runs from base 1 to 801 and encodes 266 amino acids. The transcript has a single exon.
AUGGAGGCCAGGAUCAAGGCACUAGAAGCCCAACUUUCAGAGUUAAGAAAAGAAAUCCAGGCAUUAACGGCCAAACUGAACAAGUUUCCCAACCCCCAAGCAAUAGAAAAUGACUUCGAAAAGAAGAAAGCUGAGUUAGAUCAACUUGUCCAGUUUGCCAACGAACAAUUUGAAACCAAAGCAUCAGAAAUCAACAGCAGUGUAUCAAGCCAGCUAUCCUCAGUGCAAGCAGAAAUCCACAAAAUAAAAGAAGAGCUAGAAGAGCAGCGGUCAUAUCAAAGAAGAAACAACUUAGAGAUCUUUGGACUCCCUGAAAAUAAAAAUGAAAACGUCUACGAACUAGUACUUGAAGUGGCAGCGGUUUUAAAGGUAAAUCUUAACUAUAGGGACAUUGAUGUUGCCCACAGACUGCCAACCAGGAGGAAGGGUGAACCUAAACCCAUUAUAGUGAGGCUAGUAAACAGAUAUGCUAAGGAAGCUAUCAUCAAAGCAAAAAAAAACAAGGCAAACUUAUGCGUGGAGGACUUAGACCCUAAAUUUAAUCUGUCAACCGCUUCGGGGGAUAACACCCUUGAUGGCAGGAUAUUUAUAAAUGAACACCUCACUGCUCACGCCCAGGCCCUCUAUAAGAGAGCAAGAUUCCUCAAAGCUAAGAACCACUUCAAAUACGCCUGGACCAGGGAGGGUAAAAUCUUCCUGAGAAAGACUGACAACUCUCCUGUGAUACUCGUCUCCAAUGAAAGGAUUAUGGCUUCCCUUGAAAGAGAAGCUAAAGUGGAAAGGGACAACCAAAAUGAUUAA